CCCCGCAUUUCUGACUUGAUCGUGCCGCGGUGCGAUCUCUUAGCGAACCCCGAGCUUCGCCGAACUACAAACAAACCCCAAAAAUCCAGUGACAAUUGAUCCCUUGUUUUGUUUACAUCCCUCACCGAUUGAAGUGUAGACAACCACCAUAACAAAUCGCUCAUCAUGUCUGUCCGAAGCGGCCCCUGGAGACUCGUUACCGUCAACACCGCCCCCGAGCGGGCGAAGCGACUGAUCGGCCGUAUGAUGGAGGCACUCAAGGACCGAUAUGACAUCGAGUAUGUCGCCAACUGUGAGAACAUGGCCGAGGUCCUCCCUAAGGUGACCGAACACAAGCCCAACGUCAUUUUCUGCGCCUCGAUGUGGACUCCCGAGGAGGCCAGCACCAUCUUUGCGACAGCGAAAUCGGUCGUGCCGGAUAUCAAGACACACGCCAUUCCCACGGGACUGCAGGUUGAGAAGGGCCCUGACGCGAUCGUGGAAUACCUGGUUGAGGAGGUCCCCAAGCUGCUGGGUUAAUUAGGAAAUUGUUUAAGAUACCAGAAAUAAAAAUAUAAAAUUGACCGCCAUAUGGGCGCCGGUUUGGACGAGGCUAGACAAUAGAUCCCACUUCGCAUACCAA
Messenger RNA from Ilyonectria robusta, 622 nucleotides. RefSeq lists its product as uncharacterized. The record is from RefSeq and is a predicted model, not a curated record. The transcript has 3 exons. Lineage: Eukaryota; Fungi; Ascomycota; Sordariomycetes; Hypocreales; Nectriaceae. Bases 166 to 519 code for a protein of 117 amino acids.